AUGGAUUCAGAAGGAAGCGGUGAUAGCCCAGCAGAAAUUCAGAAGUCAAGAUCAAAGACACCCAGAAAACCCAAGGAACCCAAGGGUGCCCAACUUCUUAAACAGAAAUCUCCGGCUGAGUUUUUUGCAGAUAACAAGAACAUUGCUGGGUUCGACAAUCCAGGAAAAAGUCUGUACACUACCGUGAGAGAGCUUGUUGAAAAUUCGCUUGAUUCAGCUGAGUCAAUCUCUGAACUUCCCAUUGUAGAGAUAACAAUUGAAGAGAUUGGGAGAAGCAAGUUCAAUUCCAUGAUUGGUCUUGCUGAUCAUGAACGAGUUGAUGAAGAACUAUAUGAUGAUUUUGAGACAGUCAAGGCUCGUGAGAAAAGGCUUGCCAAGGAAGCACGACUUCAAGAGAUUCAAGCAAAGAAUGCUUCUGUGGGGAAGAAAGUCAAACUACCAACGAUUACAAAGCCCUUGAAAAGUCGUGAGGCCUCAUAUUUCCGGGUGACUUGUAAGGAUAAUGGAAGAGGAAUGCCUCACGAUGAUAUACCAAAUAUGUUUGGGCGAGUUUUAUCCGGAACGAAGUACGAUCUGAAGCAGACGCGCGGAAAAUUUGGACUUGGUGCCAAGAUGGCAUUGAUUUGGUCCAAGAUGAGUACAGGACUGCCCAUUGAGAUCUCUUCAUCAAUGAAGAGCCAAAAUUACACUUCAUUUUGUAGGCUGGAUAUAGAUAUUCAUCGGAAUGUUCCUCACAUUCACGUUCAUGAGAAAAGAGAGAACAAGGAAAGAUGGCAUGGAGCUGAAAUUCAGAUAGUUAUUGAGGGAAAUUGGACAAGUUACCGUUCCAAAAUACUGCACUAUAUGCGUCAAAUGGCUGUCAUCACCCCCUAUGCUCAAUUUCUUUUCAAGUUUCUCUCAGAAACGCCAGACAAAAAUGUCACUGUAAGAUUUGCUAGGAGGACAGAUAUAAUGCCUCCGAUUCCUGUGGAGACAAAGUACCAUCCUUCUGCUGUUGAUUUGCUUUUGAUCAAACGACUUAUUGCUGAAACUUCAAAGCAGAACCUAUUGCAAUUCCUUCAGCAUGAGUUUGUAAAUGUUGGGAAAGCCUAUGCUGAGCGAUUAAUUGGGGAAAUGGGUUCAGAAUUCAGCCCAAAAAUGCCUGUUAAAUCUCUGACCGCACAGCAAAUUGUUCGCAUGCAUCAGUUGUUCCGUCAAGCCAAAUUUGAUGAUCCCAGUGGCAAUUGUCUUAGUCCUGCGGGAGAAUACAAUCUGCGUUUAGGAAUUAUAAAGGAGCUGCAUCCGGAUAUGGUCGCUACAUAUUCAGGAAGUGCUCAAGUAUUCGAAGGCCACCCAUUUAUUGUGGAAGCUGGAGUUAGUGUGGGUGGCAAAGAUGUUAAACAGGGGCUCAAUAUUUUCCGAUUCGCUAACCGGAUUCCACUUCUGUUCGAGCAAGGUGCCGAUGUUGUCACCAGGACUGCUAUAAAGAGGAUCAAUUGGAACAAUUACAAGAUCAAUCAAACACAAGAUAAGAUUGGUGUCUUUGUUAGCAUUGUAAGCACCAAAAUUCCUUUCAAAGGAACAGGAAAAGAAUACAUUGGUGAUGACAUAAGUGAAAUAGCCUCCGCAGUAAAGACCGCUAUUCAGCAGUGCUGCGCACAGCUAAAAUCCAAAAUAGUGAAAAGAAUUCAGGCUCGUGAGCAACAAGAGAGAAAACGGAGUUUGAACAAGUAUAUUCCUAAUGCUACGAGUGCUAUAUAUGAUAUGUUAAAGGAUAUGUCGCAGUCACGUGCUUCCAAGAAGAAACGAUAUGAAGCCAAGGAUGCAGAGUUACUAAAUCAAGUUUCAGCUCGUUUAGUGACAAAAGAAACAUUGAAAGAAAAGCUUGCUCAACAUGUGGAACAGGUCGACUAUGAGAUGGCACUGGAAUAUGCGACGCAGACUGGAGUGAAUGAGGAACCUAGAGAGGAUGUAUACAUACAGCCUUUGGAGGCUGUAGAUAAAUUCACUGAUUUUGUUAGUCCUAUAUUUGUCUUCAGAUUCAUCCAUUAG
This is a messenger RNA of Fraxinus pennsylvanica, 2031 nucleotides long. The record is from the annotation of a GenBank genome assembly. NCBI's taxonomy places the organism in Eukaryota, Viridiplantae, Streptophyta, Magnoliopsida, Lamiales, Oleaceae.